Thamnophis sirtalis is the source of this 994-nucleotide messenger RNA. NCBI's taxonomy places the organism in Eukaryota, Metazoa, Chordata, Lepidosauria, Squamata, Natricidae. The record is from RefSeq and is a predicted model, not a curated record.
AAUGGAAGGACCCGAUAGAACCUGCACGAUGAACAACGAAUAUAGGAACAGCUUGGCCAACAUGGAAGAAAUCAAUCUGGAGGAUGCAGACGGAACCAGCGUAGAAUUCAGAGUUCUGAUGGCCUACGCACAGCGUCGACUGUCUGCGAGCAAAUAUGGGCAAUUAUUGGAAAGAGAAUCCGGAGUCCAGGAGGAAAGGAGAGAGGUUGUGCCAGCUGACACUCUGGCCAAGGAAGAAGAAGUGACCCUCCCAGAAAUUUCUCCAGAAGAUCAUAAACCACCAAAGCCGAAGGACCAGAAGAAGGCAAAGAAGAAGAAGAAAGCAAAGACGAAGACAAGAACCAACUGGAAAUACUUUUGUGUUCCUUCUUGCCUAAGGCCACAAACAAGGGCAGCCAGGAACCUUCAAGUAUCCUUAAAGCAGGACUCUGUCAAUGGCCAUGCCAUGAAGCUGAUCCCCAGGAUUGAGGGUUUAUCAGAUGACCUGGAUAUCUCUCGUGUGGCAGAGAGACUCGUUGAGAUAGUGGAUCAUUCCAGAUGUCCCGGUGGGAAGAAGGGCACCCCAGUACUGGAACGUGCAUUGAGUCUAGAAGAAGAUGGUGGCUUAGCCAGCAAGCCAGUCCCACCAGCUGGGCUUGAUGGACUGGACAAUGAAGAAAAUGUUAUUGAUGCAAUUGUUGCCUUGUUACGGAAGUCAGGAGAUGAGCUGGAGGAAGAGAUGAGGAAGGAUAAGACCUUCUGUCAGAGUAUCUGGAAUAUGAUGACCUCCUAUGCCUUCUUCAGGAGAGUGACAGACCAGUUCCUUGAGGAGAUGCCCAUAGACUCCACAGUGAAUUCAGAGGAUGAAGUUAAGAGCAUGAAAGUUGCAUUGAUUAUGGAAGCCACCACCAGACUCACUGCCGUGGACAAUCAUCCCAUGAAUCUUGUGCUGGGCUUUGGAACAAAAUACCUGCAGGAAAACUUCAGCCCUUGGAUCCAAAGCCAAGGGGGAUGG